Molecule: messenger RNA, 1210 nt
Organism: Pteronotus mesoamericanus
Lineage: Eukaryota; Metazoa; Chordata; Mammalia; Chiroptera; Mormoopidae
Gene: WHR1
Product: serine/threonine kinase 19
Exons: 7
Coding region: 68-832 (254 amino acids)
Biological process (GO): protein phosphorylation; positive regulation of Ras protein signal transduction
Molecular function (GO): protein serine/threonine kinase activity
Source: RefSeq, a predicted model, not a curated record
CCGGAAGUCUUUUCUUGAUCUCUUCCUCAGCACCUUCCCCUUCUUUGGCCCUACAAGAUCUCGGGACAUGAGCCGAAAGAGGCAGCACCUGGCCCCGGAGACUUUGGGACUGAAGAGGCGGCGGGAACGAGAGCCGGCAGAGGCAGGUCCUUUGAGGGACGAGGCAGGAUCGGUGCGCGCGGCAGUCGCGGAGCUGGUGCGGCUGUUCCCGCGAGGCUUGUUCGAGGAUGCGCUGCCGCCCAUCGCCCUCAGGAGCCAGGUGUACAGCCUUGUGCCGGACCGGACGGCAGCCGACCGGCAGCUGAAAGAACUUCAGGAACAGGGGGAGAUCAGAGUCGUCCAGCUAGGCUUCGACCUGGAUGCCCAUGGGAUUAUUCUCACCGAGGACUACAGGACCAGAGUCCUCAAGGCCUGCAGUGGGCGAUCAUAUGCUGGAGCUGUGCAGAAGUUUCUGGCUUCGGUGCUUCCAGCCUGUGGGGACCUUAGCUUCCAGCAGGACCAAAUGAUACAGACCUUUGGCUUCCGGGACACAGAGAUCACGCAGCUGGUGAAUGCUGGAAUUCUCACUGUCCGAGACGCUGGGAGUUGGUGGCUGGCUGUGCCUGGAGCUGGGAGAUUCAUUAAGUAUUUUGUUAAAGGGCGCCAGGCCGUCCUUGGCAUGGUCCGGAAGGCCAAGUACCGGGAGCUACUCCUUUCGGAGCUCCUGGGCCGGCGGGCGCCUGCCUCGGUGAAACUCGGCCUUACCUACCACGUCCAUGACCUCAUUGGGGCCCAGCUGGUGGACUGUGUAUCCACCACAUCUGGAACCCUUCUGCGCCUGCCAGAGACAUGAGGAGUCUACUCAUCAUGGCAAACCUCCCCAGAGUGGAUCCCAGGAGUGUUGCCCAGUGGUGGAUGAGACAGGGUCACCUUGCGAAAGCUUGGGGCCAGAAUGAUCAGUGUUUGACUCGUGGGUGUGUAACGUUAGAUGUGACUGCUGCUGUUGACCCGGGCUCUGAGCCAGUGGUGGGGUCUGGGCAGCGCUUCUCUGCCCUUCCAUGGAACUGGAGUCAGAGAGCGUGCCAAGGCCAUGGCUGCUGUGUUUCAUGCAGCAAGGUGCUACUGUUACUGUCCUGGGCUGGGAAGGUGGGGUUUCCAAGGCGGCUAGUGAGGGAGGGCAGGGUUCUCUUCCCUAUAUGCUGUGUUGAAGCUGCCAAAUAAAGUAUUUCUG